GGCUGCAGUUGCUGGAAUGGUUUAGUGAAAGAAAUGUUUGCUUUCAUUUGUCUAGUGAUUUUUUUCUUCUUCGGCAGUUCUUUGAAUAUACAAACUAUAUCAAACAAGGAAAAACAGAUAUAAAUUUGUGUUGGGGAAACCUCCUUGUGGAGCAUUUAAUCAGAUGACUCCCUGGCAACGUAUCUUGAAAAGAGGGAUUAAUGAAGUAGCGUCUGAAGCAGCAGUGGGCUCUUACGGAAUAAACCCCGGCAAGUUCCACAGUGUUUUGCUGGAUAAUUUCAAGUUCUUCAGAGACAGCUUACAUAAAGAAGAUUGUAGGGCACGUGAUGCUUUCUGGCUUCUUAUAUUUCAGAUAGUAGAAAAAUUGCUAGCUCUAAGAAUGGAUCCUGGCGAGAUCUUGGCACAGUUAUAACUUUUCAUCUAUGAUUUUAUCUAACAACUUCUUCAUUUGAAGUUUUUUGUUGUUGUCGGAAUAAGCAAUUUGAAUAGUUUUGCUUUAUGUAUAUAAUACUGUAAUGGUAGAAUAAUGGAUUGCCUGUGCAUUGUAACUACAAAGAAAUACCGGUAUCAGGAUGAAGAGGUACCUCCUCCAGAGCACAUUUCCCAAGUCACUAAUGAGGUGCUAGGACCAGAAUUGGUUCAUGUCUCAGAAAAGAACCUGUCAGAGAUAGAGAAUGUCCAUGGAUUUGUUGCUCAUUCUCAUAUUUCACCAGUAAAGCCCACAGAAGCUGUUCCUCCCUCCUCUCCCACUGUCCCUGUGACCCCUGCCCUGCCAGUCCCUGCUGAGAGUACUGUCGUCCUGUCCACCGCACCACAGGCAAAUCCUCCUCCAGUGCUAGUCAACACAGACAGCUUAGAGACACCAACUUAUGUUAAUGGUACUGAUGCAGAUUAUGAAUAUGAGGAAAUCACACUUGAAAGGGGAAAUUCAGGGCUUGGUUUCAGCAUUGCAGGAGGUACAGACAACCCACACAUUGGAGAUGAUUCAAGUAUUUUCAUCACCAAAAUUAUCACAGGAGGAGCAGCUGCCCAAGAUGGAAGAUUGCGAGUAAAUGACUGUAUAUUGAGGGUCAAUGAAGCAGAUGUUCGAGAUGUAACCCAUAGCAAAGCAGUCGAGGCAUUGAAAGAAGCUGGAUCUAUUGUGCGAUUGUAUGUGAAAAGGCGGAAGCCAGUAUCAGAGAAAAUAAUGGAAAUAAAACUCAUUAAAGGUCCUAAAGGUCUUGGAUUCAGCAUUGCUGGAGGUGUUGGAAAUCAGCAUAUUCCUGGUGAUAACAGCAUCUAUGUAACCAAAAUAAUUGAAGGAGGCGCAGCACACAAAGAUGGCAAGCUUCAGAUUGGAGAUAAACUUCUAGCAGUGAAUAGUGUAUGUUUAGAAGAAGUUACUCAUGAAGAAGCAGUAACUGCCUUAAAGAACACAUCUGAUUUUGUUUAUUUGAAAGUGGCAAAACCAACAAGUAUGUACAUAAAUGAUGGCUAUGCACCACCUGACAUCACUAACUCUUCUUCUCAGCCUGUUGAUAACCAUGUUAGCCCAUCUUCCUACUUGGGCCAGACACCAGCGUCACCAGCCAGAUACUCACCCAUUUCUAAAGCAGUGAUUGGCGAUGAUGAGAUUACUAGGGAGCCUAGAAAAGUUGUUCUUCAUCGUGGCUCAACAGGACUUGGUUUCAACAUUGUGGGAGGUGAAGAUGGGGAAGGAAUAUUUAUCUCCUUCAUCCUGGCUGGAGGACCUGCUGAUCUCAGUGGAGAGCUCAGAAAAGGAGAUCGUAUUAUAUCGGUAAACAGUGUUGACCUCAGAGCUGCAAGUCAUGAGCAAGCAGCAGCCGCAUUAAAAAAUGCAGGCCAAGCUGUCACUAUUGUUGCACAAUACCGACCUGAAGAAUACAGUCGUUUUGAAGCUAAAAUACAUGACUUACGGGAGCAGCUGAUGAGCAGUAGCAUUAGCUCAGGGUCGGGUUCCCUUCGAACUAGCCAGAAGCGAUCCCUCUAUGUCAGAGCCCUUUUUGAUUACGACAAGACUAAAGAUAGUGGCCUUCCCAGUCAAGGGUUGAACUUCAAAUUUGGAGAUAUUCUCCAUGUUAUCAAUGCUUCUGACGAUGAAUGGUGGCAAGCCAGACAGGUUACACCGGAUGGCGAAAGUGACGAAGUUGGAGUAAUUCCUAGUAAACGCAGAGUGGAGAAGAAAGAACGAGCCCGGUUAAAAACAGUCAAGUUCAAUUCUAAAACAAGAGAUAAAGGGCAGUCAUUCAAUGACAAGCGUAAAAAGAACCUCUUUUCCCGAAAAUUUCCCUUCUACAAGAACAAGGACCAGAGUGAGCAGGAAACCAGUGAUGCUGACCAGCAUGUCACUUCUAAUGCCAGCGAUAGUGAAAGUAGUUACCUAAUCUUGAUUACAGAUGAGUAUGGCUGCUCAAAAGGUGGUCAAGAAGAAUAUGUUUUAUCGUAUGAGCCAGUGAAUCAACAAGAAGUUAAUUAUACUCGACCAGUCAUUAUAUUGGGACCCAUGAAAGACAGGGUAAAUGAUGAUUUAAUCUCAGAAUUUCCCGACAAAUUUGGAUCCUGCGUCCCUCAUACAACUAGACCAAAGCGUGACUAUGAGGUGGAUGGAAGAGAUUAUCAUUUUGUGACUUCAAGGGAACAGAUGGAAAAGGACAUUCAGGAGCAUAAGUUCAUUGAAGCUGGCCAGUAUAACAACCAUCUGUAUGGAACGAGCGUUCAGUCGGUGCGAGCAGUAGCAGAGAAGGGCAAACAUUGUAUCCUUGAUGUGUCCGGAAAUGCCAUAAAAAGAUUGCAGAUUGCCCAACUUUACCCAAUAUCUAUUUUUAUCAAACCCAAAUCCAUGGAAAAUAUCAUGGAAAUGAAUAAGCGCCUAACGGAAGAACAAGCCAGAAGAACAUUUGAGAGAGCCAUGAAGCUGGAGCAGGAGUUCACCGAGCAUUUCACAGCUAUUGUGCAGGGAGACACGCUGGAGGACAUUUACAACCAAGUGAAGCAGGUCAUAGAAGAACAGUCUGGCCCUUAUAUUUGGGUCCCAGCAAAAGAGAAGUUAUGAAGACUGGCUUUUCUGUCUUUUUUCCUGUCUCAUUUCUCUGACCUGUCCUGGAGUCUGUCUUCAGUGCUCCCUCCACAUUGCCUCAGAUCCCCUCAUGGUCGGCAGUUGUGCCCAUUUUGACAUCUAGUGUCUCCUUCAUGUUGCAUCAUCUGUGUUAUUCUGUGUUACUAUUGGUUUCCGGCCAUUUUUCAGAACUGAAGAUGAAUGGCCUGACCAGCUAUCAAGGGUUUGGGGAGAUGCAAAAUUGUGAAAUUCCUUAAUGUUUAAGGGAAAGUUAACUUUAAGAGAUUUUCAGAAAAGCCUUAUAUACAUUCUUUUCCAAUUUCAGUACAAAUGAAAGAAAGGUGUUUUAAUCAGUGACUCGGUGGACCCUGAGCAACAAUGCACGCUUAACUCUAAUAGCAUGGUUUGGCCAGUGUAUUAGCUCUCAAGUUCUUCCCUCAAUGACUUCUGGUAUUAAAGUAAUUAUUCCAUUAAAGACAAAUAAGAAAAAUAGGGGUUUUAUCUCAAAAUUAAUGUAUAAGUUAACCCAUAAUUUCAGGAGGUCUAUUUGUUGUUCAUGAUAGAUCCUCGUUGUGUGAGCCCUUCCCAGUACACUUCUAGGAUAACGGCAUUGAGUGCUUUUAGUCAGCUCGUGCAGCCCGGUUUUGGUACCUCUCAGGAGUUGCGUACACUCUUUCUGAUGAUGGCUCUGUUGAGAUGCUGGGGGCUCACCUUCACUGACAACUGCGGACAAGAACGUUCCUGUGGCAGUCAUGGCGGUGGGAAGGUGUCCAGUUCAUAGCCUAAAAUUUUACUGUGUGCUUAGGGAGGGGGCAGAUUUUAAUGACUAUUUUACCCACAAUAACUGCCUAUUUUGUUAUAAUAAAAUAUAUAUAAAUAUAUAUAAAACUUUCUUUAACUAAACUCUGUAACUAUGGGAAUUAUUUUCUUUACAUAGUUGCACACACAUAUAUAUAUAUUUAAAAUAUAUUUUUCUUUUGCCACCUACUUCUAACUUUUUUUUGGUUUUUAAAUUAAAUAUUAAUUGAUGAGACUUAUCUUCCUUAAUCAUGUGAACUGAAACCAAGUGUAUGGUGAUGGUGAGGAAAAGCCUCUAGGGAAACUAGAUUGCAAGUAGACGUGUGAGCAUGUUCUCCUCUUUCCUACACAAUUCCAGAAGGUUCCUAACUUUUCUCUCAGUGUUGUGUUCUUGUCAUGGAGUUUGAUUUAGGUCCUCCACCUUCCUUUUAGUUCUCAUUUCAUUAAUGGAAAAACAGAAUCCGCUUUGGAGGCUUCCCCAGACACUGUCUCACGUAGCUGCACUGUACUGCAAUUGCACAGGUCUUUACAGCAAGCUUCUUCAAUCUUAGGAGAGGCCGAAGGCCUUCAGAGUCCGUUUCUCUAGUCUGUUAUUAGUAUCAUUUGCCCUCCCAUUGCUCUUUGGAAUUGUUUAUUCAAUAUGUGGUUUUUGGCAACGUUGUUAAAAUUUCUUAAAUGAGUACUGGUUUGUAAAGAAUUACCACCAUUAUCCAUUCCACUUAUGAGAAAGAGGAGAACAGCUAAUAAACUCCGUUGUAAAAUCCA
Mesocricetus auratus (golden hamster) is the source of this 4618-nucleotide messenger RNA. RefSeq names its product discs large MAGUK scaffold protein 1 (gene Dlg1). Gene Ontology annotation, biological process: chemical synaptic transmission; neurotransmitter receptor localization to postsynaptic specialization membrane. The record is from RefSeq and is a predicted model, not a curated record. Lineage: Eukaryota; Metazoa; Chordata; Mammalia; Rodentia; Cricetidae. Gene Ontology annotation, cellular component: neuron projection; postsynaptic density membrane; neuromuscular junction. The coding region runs from base 527 to 3052 and encodes 841 amino acids. Gene Ontology annotation, molecular function: kinase binding. The transcript has 24 exons.